UUAAGGUCCCUUCCCAUCAAAACCAGUCUGGAUUGCCCAAUUUCCCCUCCCCAGCUCUUUCCCAUAAAACACCAGAAAAGUGAAACUGAAACUUUUUGAUAGAAACAAGCUGUCUCAGGAAACAAACAGGGGUUUCUUUCUGGCCCUCAAACACCAGCUCUCCCCUGCAGACCAACAGGGCCUGCUCAAUAAGGCUGAGCUGAGGUCUCUAUUCUGGGGGAAAUUUGUCUCCAAAAUCAGUACCCUGGGGGUCUACCAGCUGUGCUUUCUCUGCACAAUCACUGAGGCUCAACAGCAAAAGGGGACAAGGCCAAACAACCCACAGCUCCUGCUGCUUCCUCUUAAAAGACUCCCUGAAACAACCCUGUGAAACUUGAGUCCUUGGACAGUGAUGGGGGUUUUGAGUCAUUAUUUUGAAAUCUUCUUAAUCAUUAAAGUCACACUUUGUUACAAUGUCCUCCUAUUAUUUCAAGUAAUUCAGCUUAGCUUGUGUUCCCUCUUUCGCAAGGCACAAAUCCCCUUGGCUUUGCUUCAAAACCUCAGCCACAGCCAGAAUGUUUAAAAAACUCACCAAAUUCAUCGUAAAUCAAAUGGAUCCAUGCAAAGAAAUGGUCCCUGUCGAAAGCAUCGCAGACAAUGAGCACUUCAGGCCUCUCUAUCUACUGAAAAGAAAAAGCAAACCAAAAACCAUAUUUCACCCAGCUCCCUACUACCAGCGGACAGGGUUCACACUGGAGGAUGUGCUGCUGCCUGGAGAGGAUGGUAAAAGCAUAGAGUCGCUCCAUCAAGAAUCCAGCCAAUUUACUCUCACAAAAGUCAGCACUGACCAAGCUGAUGGAGGUCUCAGCAUUUCUUUUGACCCUACAAAUGUAGAGAUGAAAGGAGGUGCUUCCUUGUCCAAAGAGUUUUCCAUUACACCACGGAAGAAGAGGGUAUCACUGGAAUCACUGGAGGCACUGAGAAGAGAAAGAGAAAUCAACAUGGAUCAUUCCUUCAUCCAACAACUACGGAGAACAGACAUCCACCUGUACGUGGUCACUGAAAUCCUCGAAGCCUCGGAGGAGGCUGUCUACAAGGAAUCCAGCAAGGCAAAUAGGGGCUUCAAGGCCAAAUUUUAUGCCACACUCUGUGCACAGAGCAACAGGGAGGACAAACAAAGCAUAGUGAUACCCAAGGGCUGCACACUGGCCUUCAGGACCAUCCCACUACACAUUAGAGAUGGAGCAUGGGAUCUGGAUUAUUUCCCAGCAGAACCUAUGAGAAAGAUGGCUUAUGUAGCUGAUGGUCCCGCAACAGGAAAAUUACGAGAAGUGAUGACAGAAGUUCAAUAUUCCUGCCGAAUUUUCCCCGAGUUGUCCCCUGACCUGCUGCUCAUCAUCUUAAACACCAUCAAAGCAGUGAUGAGAGACAAGAGCCUCCUUCAAGAGCUCAGACAGAAAAUGGAAGAGGUUCCUGAGCAAGAUGAUGGUUAUCAGCUGAAAACUGAGAGCCCAGACUUAAAAGACCUGUUCAGCACCUUGCAGCAUUCUCCCAGAGAUCGUCUCCUUCUGCUGGCAGAGGGAAUCACCUAUGUCCUUGAUGCUUUGCAUGAGUUAACGGAUGAUCAGCUGCUGCUGCUGCUGGAAUCCUUGGAAAGGAAGAUUGUGUCCCAACAGCUGAACCUGGUUGAAAACCUCCUGAAACAUGACCUGGAUAAGGGGAUGGACUCUUUCCUUGUGGAUUCCGGGCUGCUCUUCUCACAUGAGGAGGAGCAGAUGUUAACCAUAGAACUGGUGGAGCUGAGUGGAGUGCAGCUCCAGCAAGAUGGCUUAGCUGUCCCUAGGGAUCAACCCUUCGAGGCCGUGGCAGCCCUGUUCGUGGCCCUGUAUGCCCUGAACUUCCUGAGUGGUGGGCUGUACCUGGCCCUGCCCAGGGAACCCCUCUGCAAGGUCUUGUGAAACCUUUGCUGACAAGCCAGUUUUGUCUCCCAGUAUCAUCCUUGUUAAUAGUCAAGGCUGAUUUGGCUGGCAAAAGGAAAUUUAAGGCAGGAGAAUUCAUUAUGCGUCCUAAAGGUUGGAUAUUAAACUGGAUUUCUUUCACUGACACCUCCCUGGUCACUGCCAUCAUCCCUGAGACGUUCAGUGGACACGUGCAGCACUUUAGAGCAAGCACUCUCAUUAUCACUCUAUAAAGAGGACCUUCUUGCUACACAAUUGGAUGUUCUCAAAGUCAAUUUCUUAAUUUUGUGUGGUUUUGGUCCCACAGUACAUCUGAUA
This is a messenger RNA of Vidua macroura (Pin-tailed whydah), 2255 nucleotides long. RefSeq names its product gasdermin A (gene GSDMA). NCBI's taxonomy places the organism in Eukaryota, Metazoa, Chordata, Aves, Passeriformes, Viduidae. The record is from RefSeq and is a predicted model, not a curated record. Gene Ontology annotation, biological process: pyroptotic inflammatory response; defense response to bacterium. Gene Ontology annotation, molecular function: phosphatidylinositol-4,5-bisphosphate binding; phosphatidylserine binding; phosphatidylinositol-4-phosphate binding. The transcript is spliced from 9 exons. Bases 555 to 1937 code for a protein of 460 amino acids.